Molecule: messenger RNA, 3041 nt
Organism: Musa acuminata subsp. malaccensis (wild Malaysian banana)
Lineage: Eukaryota; Viridiplantae; Streptophyta; Magnoliopsida; Zingiberales; Musaceae
Product: 1,4-alpha-glucan-branching enzyme 1, chloroplastic/amyloplastic
Biological process (GO): starch metabolic process; glycogen biosynthetic process
Cellular component (GO): cytoplasm
Molecular function (GO): hydrolase activity, hydrolyzing O-glycosyl compounds; 1,4-alpha-glucan branching enzyme activity; cation binding
Source: RefSeq, a predicted model, not a curated record
CCUGCACCGCAUUGGGAUCCGCCACACUUCUCUCUCUCUCUCUCUCUUGUUCACUGCUCACGCCCUGCUGCUCUACUCUCUCAGCUCCGUCACAUCGACCCCAGACUGUCAUCCUCUCUCGUGAAAUCCCUGUAGAGGUGAAAGGGUUCUUGGGCGAUGGCCUUCACCCUCGCGGGGAUCCGGCUCCCCACCGUGCGGACGUCGCGGCUGUCUGCGCGAUCGGGAUUCCAGGCCGAGCAGGGGAGGAGGGCCGCCGAUCUCGCUUUCCUGUCAAGAAAGCCGAUCAAGGUGCCGUUUCUUGGAAGUUCUUCUGAUGCUGACCCUGCAUAUACAACUGUUUCUGCAACCGGCAAAGUGCUAGUUCCAGGUACUGAAAGUGAUGAUGUGCCAUCUUCUACUCUUCCGACCUCAAACACUGAAGCUGCAUCAAGUAAUCUGCAGUCCUUUGAGGACAAGGUUGAGCCAGAUGCAGGGCAGACAUCCACUGCCUCCGAACUUACUGGUGCAGAAAGUACAAGUGAAGGUGACAAAGGCACAAAUUCUUCUCAAGCCAAAGAAAGGGUUGAGGAUGUUGAGGAAAAACCAAGAUGUGUUCCUUCACCUGGUAGUGGACGAAGAAUUUAUGAAAUCGACCCAUUGUUAAAGGGUCAUCGAUCACAUCUUGAUUACCGAUAUAACCAGUACAAGAAAAUGCGCGAGAUGAUUGAUCAGUAUGAAGGUAGUUUGGAUGCAUUUUCUCGUGGCUAUGAGAAGUUUGGCUUCAAACGCAGUGCUAGUGGUGUCACUUAUCAAGAAUGGGCCCCAGGAGCAAAGUGGGCGACACUCAUUGGUGACUUCAACAAUUGGAACCCCAACACAAAUGUCAUGACCCAGAAUGAGUAUGGUGUUUGGGAGGUCUUUCUACCUAAUCAUGCAGAUGGCUCACCACCUAUUCCUCAUGGCUCACGUGUAAAGAUACGCAUGGACACUCCAUCUGGCAUCAAAGAUUCCAUUCCUGCUUGGAUCAAAUAUUCUGUACAGGCCCCAGGUGAAAUACCAUAUAACGGAAUAUACUAUGAUCCACCUGAAGAGGAAAAGUAUGUGUUCCAACAUCCUCAACCGAAAGCUCCAAAAUCAUUGCGUAUUUAUGAGUCACAUGUUGGAAUGAGUAGUCCGGAACCAAAGAUUAACACAUAUGCUAGUUUUAGGGAUGAUGUUCUGCCUCGAAUCAAAAGGCUUGGGUACAAUGCUGUUCAGAUAAUGGCCAUCCAGGAGCACUCUUAUUAUGCAAGCUUUGGGUAUCAUGUUACCAACUUUUUUGCACCCAGCAGCCGUUUUGGAACCCCAGAUGAACUGAAGUCCUUGAUUGACAGAGCUCAUGAGCUAGGUCUUCUUGUUCUCAUGGAUAUUGUUCACAGUCAUGCAUCAAACAAUGUACUUGAUGGACUGAAUCAGUUUGAUGGUACUGACUCACACUAUUUCCAUCCUGGCCCACGGGGCCAUCACUGGAUGUGGGAUUCUCGCCUUUUCAACUAUGGAAGUUGGGAAGUUUUAAGGUUUCUAUUAUCAAAUGCAAGAUGGUGGCUGGAGGAGUACAAGUUUGAUGGGUUUAGAUUUGAUGGUGUGACCUCAAUGAUGUACAUCCAUCACGGACUUGCGGUGGGUUUUACUGGGAAUUACAAUGAAUACUUUGGGUAUGCUACUGAUGUGGAUGCAGUGGUCUACUUGAUGCUUGUAAAUGAAAUGAUCCAUGGGCUUUAUCCAGAGGCUGUUACUAUCGGUGAAGAUGUAAGUGGUAUGCCGACUUUCUGCAUCCCUAUUCGAGAUGGUGGUAUUGGGUUUGACUAUCGCCUUCAUAUGGCUAUUCCAGAUAAAUGGAUUGAAAUUAUGAAGUUAAAUGAUGAAGACUGGAAGAUGGGCGAAAUUGUUAGCACUCUCACCAACAGGAGGUGGCUAGAAAAAUGUGUGGCUUAUGCUGAGAGCCAUGACCAAGCUCUUGUUGGUGACAAGACAAUAGCAUUUUGGCUAAUGGACAAGGAUAUGUAUGACUUCAUGGCACUGGAUAGACCAUCAACUCCCAGGAUUGAUCGUGGAAUAGCACUUCACAAAAUGAUUAGACUAGUCACAAUGGGUUUAGGUGGUGAAGGAUAUCUUAACUUUAUGGGAAAUGAAUUUGGGCACCCAGAAUGGAUAGAUUUUCCAAGAGGUGUUCAACAUCUUCCAAAUGGAAAGGUUAUACCAGGAAACAAUAAUAGUUAUGAUAAAUGCCGUCGAAUGUUUGAUCUAGGAGAUGCAGAUUACCUCAGAUAUCGUGGAAUGCAAGAAUUCGAUCAAGCAAUGCAGCAUCUCGAGGACAAAUAUGGUUUCAUGACAUCAGAUCAGUACAUCUCCCGAAUGGAUGAGGGGGAUAAGAUGAUUGUUUUUGAACGAGGUGACUUGGUAUUUGUUUUCAAUUUCCAUUGGACAAAUAGCUACUUUGACUACCGAGUUGGUUGCUUAAAGCCUGGAAAAUACAAGGUGGUUUUGGAUUCUGAUGAUAAAUUAUUUGGCGGAUUCAAUCGAAUUGAUCAUACAGCAGAGUACUUCAGCACUGAUGGUUCAUAUGAUAACAGGCCUCGCUCUUUCCUAGUUUAUGCGCCUAGUAGAACUGUAGUGGUUUAUGCUCUUUCUGUGGACUGACUGAAGAUUGCUGGGUUGUGCAUCCGCACAAGAAAAGCCAGAUGAUGCAAACUGGCACGGUGAAAAACACAAUUGUUGCAUGCUCUUGGUUAUCUCUCAUGUUGGAGCUUAAAUGGCACAUCAGUUUUCGAUGUUCAUGAAGCCAACCUUACUGAGUAGGGCUCAGUGACUUUGGGUUGAUUCUGUUAACUGUAUUCCCUUAGCUUUGUGCCUCAAGUUGGGGGUGUCCCUUCCCGUCCUCCCUCCCCCAACCCAAACCUUUUUUUUUUUUUCCUUUCAAGUUAGUGAAAGGAUUUGCCUGUGUGGGGCUUGCAUUCUCUUUUUCGAUCUGCACAGAAUAAAGGUAAACACAGCACAUGCAUGCAGAAAGCAGUUCUCUGUUA